GCUGGUGGAGGUGGCCGACUUGGCCGCGGUUUUGGCGGUGGCGGGCAUGUGGGUGGAGGAGGAGGGUGCAUCGUCGGUGGGGGAGGACACACCGUUGGCGAAGCAACGGAAGGAUGUGGUGGAGGAGGCCGUGGAGGUGGUGGUGCUGAACGAUGUGGCGAAGCAGUUGCGGAAGAACAGCGAGAAGUGCUAGCGUCGCCAGAAGUGCCUGAAUUCAUCUUAUACAGUAAAACGGGGAAGACACAAAUUAAUGAACACCUUAACAAAUGA
Messenger RNA from Haemonchus placei, 270 nucleotides. The record is from the annotation of a GenBank genome assembly. Lineage: Eukaryota; Metazoa; Nematoda; Chromadorea; Rhabditida; Trichostrongylidae.